CGCCGCAAGACCCCGACUGAGGCGCCCCGGGGCCCUGAGAUCCUGGGUCCUACCGGCCUACAGUUGAUCCGUUGCUAAGUGACGCCAGCGCGCAAAGCGCGUGCGCGGCCACGGCGGUGUGCGUGAAGGCGGGCGCGCGCCGCGACGGCGGCGGCGGGGAAGGCGGCGGUCGAGGGGGCGGUGGCCACGAGGCAGGGUCGCUGCGGGCGGAAGAGACGUGUGUGGCGGCGGCUAGGUCGCUGAGGAAUAUCGUCGGGGUCAGUGACUACCAUCUAUUCCACACAAUGAGUAACAGCCACCCUCUUCGCCCCUUUACUGCAGUGGGGGAAAUUGAUCAUGUGCACAUUUUGUCUGAGCAUAUUGGUGCCUUGUUGAUUGGUGAAGAAUAUGGUGACGUCACAUUUGUUGUGGAAAAGAAGCGCUUUCCUGCCCACAGGGUCAUUUUAGCAGCUAGGUGCCAGUAUUUUCGAGCGCUACUGUAUGGUGGGAUGCGAGAGUCUCAGCCUGAAGCAGAAAUCCCCCUCCAAGACACCACUGCAGAAGCAUUCACCAUGCUGCUCAAAUACAUCUAUACUGGGCGGGCGACACUGACUGAUGAGAAGGAGGAGGUGCUGCUGGAGUUUUUGAGCUUGGCUCAUAAAUAUGGAUUUCCAGAGCUAGAGGAUUCUACUUCUGAGUACCUCUGCACCAUACUUAAUAUUCAGAACGUCUGUAUGACUUUUGAUGUUGCCAGUCUCUACUCACUCCCCAAGUUAACUUGCAUGUGCUGCAUGUUCAUGGACAGAAAUGCCCAGGAGGUGCUCGCCAGUGAAGGUUUCCUCUCCCUCUCCAAGACAGCACUGCUGAACAUCGUUUUAAGAGAUUCGUUUGCUGCUCCUGAGAAAGAUAUUUUCUUAGCCUUGUUAAACUGGUGUAAGCACAAUGCAAAGGAGAAUCAUGCUGAAAUCAUGCAGGCUGUACGUUUACCUCUGAUGAGCCUCACUGAGCUUCUGAAUGUUGUGAGGCCUUCGGGACUGUUGUCUCCAGAUGCUAUUCUAGACGCCAUUAAAGUGCGUUCAGAGAGCCGGGACAUGGACCUCAACUACAGAGGCAUGCUCAUACCAGAAGAAAACAUCGCAACCAUGAAGUAUGGAGCCCAGGUUGUGAAAGGAGAGCUGAAGUCAGCCUUGUUGGAUGGUGACACUCAAAAUUAUGACUUGGACCAUGGAUUCUCCAGGCAUCCCAUCGAUGAUGACUGCCGCUCUGGCAUUGAGAUCAAGCUCGGCCAGCCAUCCAUUAUCAACCACAUACGCCUCCUCCUGUGGGACCGUGACAGCCGGUCCUAUUCCUAUUUUAUCGAAGUGUCCAUGGAUGAACUUGAUUGGAUCAGAGUGAUAGAUCAUUCACAUUACCUGUGUCGGUCUUGGCAAAAACUGUAUUUUCCAGCUCGCGUCUGCAGGUAUAUCCGGAUAGUUGGGACUCACAACACAGUGAACAAGAUUUUCCACAUUGUGGCAUUUGAAUGUAUGUUUACAAACAAAACCUUCACUCUGGAGAAGGGCCUCAUAGUUCCCAUGGAGAAUGUUGCAACGAUUGCCGAUUGUGCCAGCGUGAUUGAAGGAGUCAGUCGCAGCCGAAAUGCCUUGCUGAAUGGGGACACUAAGAAUUAUGACUGGGAUUCUGGCUACACGUGUCACCAGCUGGGAAGUGGUGCAAUUGUGGUUCAGCUGGCACAGCCAUACAUGAUUGGGUCAAUACGGUUAUUACUCUGGGACUGUGACGAUCGAAGCUACAGUUACUACGUUGAGGUUUCCACCAAUCAGCAGCAGUGGACCAUGGUGGCUGAUAGAACAAAAGUGUCCUGCAAGUCCUGGCAGUCAGUCACUUUUGAAAGACAGCCUGCCUCCUUCAUCCGAAUCGUCGGAACACACAACACAGCAAAUGAGGUGUUCCACUGUGUCCACUUUGAGUGUCCGGAGCAGCAGAGCAGCCAGAAAGACGGGAGCAGUGAGGAGCCGGCGACAGGUGACCCCAGCACCCCCAGUCAGCCGCUCGACCCUCAUGCUCUUCGAGCACCCAGCGCCAGCUCACUACCCCCGAGUCCGAGCCCCAACUCACGCUCACCCAACCAACAGCACCAAUAAAGGAGGCAGAGGACGUGCUGUGACUUGGGUGGGCCUGGGUGGAGCAGGAGCGUCCCCUCCCCCACCCCCAAGGAGGAGCAUUCCUGGCUGCAGAAGCCACCCCCAACCAGGCUUCUUCCCUCAGGGGACAGAAGGGCACCCAUGCUUUGCCAGUCUUCAGGCAGUCUCCAAGGCAGGAAGUGGGUCUUGAUUCUUCAACUCCUCCAUUAAUUCCUACCUCUAAUGUUACCAAGGUACCAGGCCCAAGCUCAAUACAAAAAGGAACCCUAGGCCUUGACAACCAAAGGGCCCAGUCCUGGAGUGUCCCCUCUGU
Molecule: messenger RNA, 2436 nt
Organism: Phodopus roborovskii (desert hamster)
Lineage: Eukaryota; Metazoa; Chordata; Mammalia; Rodentia; Cricetidae
Gene: Btbd9
Product: BTB domain containing 9
Exons: 11
Coding region: 285-2123 (612 amino acids)
Biological process (GO): adult locomotory behavior; circadian behavior; modulation of chemical synaptic transmission
Molecular function (GO): protein binding
Source: RefSeq, a predicted model, not a curated record